Molecule: messenger RNA, 2293 nt
Organism: Neoarius graeffei (lesser salmon catfish)
Lineage: Eukaryota; Metazoa; Chordata; Actinopteri; Siluriformes; Ariidae
Product: junction plakoglobin-like
Exons: 15
Coding region: 110-2293 (727 amino acids)
Biological process (GO): positive regulation of transcription by RNA polymerase II; cell adhesion
Cellular component (GO): catenin complex; adherens junction
Molecular function (GO): transcription coactivator activity; alpha-catenin binding; cadherin binding
Source: RefSeq, a predicted model, not a curated record
CAGUGUGGCGGCUGCGAUUAAUAACUCGGUGGCUGCUGAAGAGGGAAGGAGCGCGCGGACACUGUGAGAGAUCAAACAGGAGGAGAGCGGAACAGAAGGACAACGGAACAUGUCCAUGCCAAUAAGUGAAGCGGAGGUGAAGGUAGCUGAAUGGCAGAAGACAUAUUACGCGGCUGAUUCCGGCAUCCAAUCAGGAGCCACAACUGUAAACGAUGAGGACCAAUCAGAGCUCAGUGCCAAAACAUUUACCAUAGAUGACUGUAGUGCAGAUUUUGAUGUACAGUUGGUUCUGACCCGAGCUCAGCGUAUACGGGCGGCCAUGUUUCCUGAGACAUUAGCAGAGCGUGAGACAUUAGCACAGAGUGACUCACAAUCCAAUGUUCAGCGUCUGACUGAACCCUCACACCUCCUGAACAAUGCCAUUGUUCACCUGAUCAACUACCAGGAUGAUGCUGAGCUCGCCAAACGCGCCGUGCCAGAGCUCAUCAAACUGCUGACUGAUGAUGACCAGGUCGUGGUGAGGAAGGCAGCUCUGAUCGUGAGCCGUCUGGUUCGGAAUGACGCUUCGCGACAUGUGAUGAUGCAGUCAGCGGCGAUGAUGUCAGCUGUGCUGCGGCUUAUGCAGAGCUCGAGUGACAUGGACACGAUUCGCUGCAUGGCCAGCGUCCUGCACUGCCUGUCGCACCAUCACCAGGGCCUGAACGCCAUCUUCACUGCGGGGGGCAUUCCCACCCUCAUCCACAUGCUCAGUUCUCCAGUGGAGGCAGUGUUAUUUUAUUCCAUCACUACACUCCAUAACCUCCUGCUCCACCAGGAUGGCUCCAAGAUGGCGGUGCGAAUGUGUGACGGUCUACAGAAGAUUGUUCCUCUGCUCAAACACACAAACCCAAAGUUCCUUGCCAUCACCACUGACUGCCUGCAGAUCCUCUCCUAUGCCAACCAGGAGAGUAAGCUGAUCAUCUUGGCGAGUGGAGGUCCUGAGAGUUUAGUGUCCAUCAUGAGGAACUAUAACUAUGAGAAGCUGCUGUGGACAACCAGCAGAGUGCUGAAGGUGCUGUCAGUGUGUCCUAGCAACAAACCCACCAUCGUCAAUGCAGGAGGCAUGCAGGCUCUCUCUCUGCACCUUACCGGUUCCAGUGCUCGUCUCAUUCAGAACUGUCUCUGGACUCUGAGGAACCUGAGUGAUGCUGCCACCAAACAGGAAGGUCUGGACUCUCUACUCCACAUCCUUGUGACUCAGCUCGGCUCAGAUGAUGUUAACAUUCUGACAUGUGCAACAGGAAUCCUCUCGAACCUGACAUGUAAUAACGCACGUAAUAAGUCAUUGGUGGUGCAGCGUGGCGGUGUGGAGGCGCUUAUCAACGCUCUUCUGCGAACCACUGUGAAUCAGGACGAGGCUGAGCUGGCCAUAUGUGCCGCAGUGAAUCAGGAUGUGGCCGAGCCGGCUGUAUGCGCCCUUCGCCACCUCACCGGCCGACACCCACUCGCCCAGACAGCACAGAAUGAAGUGCGGGUUCACUAUGGCAUCCCAGCCAUCAUUAAGCUACUGGGACAGCCACACUACUGGCCUGUUGUCAAGGCCAUCAUUGGUCUGAUCCGUAAUUUGGCGCUCUGUCCAGCCAAUCAGGUGCCUCUAAGGGACGCAGGUGCAAUACCACGACUGGUGAACCUGCUACUGAAGGCUCAUCAGGACCUACAGAGGCUCAGCACACAGAACACCUACCAGGAUGGAGUUAGUAUGGAGGAAAUAGUAGAAGGCUGUACUGGGGCAUUACACAUUUUGGCCAGGGAUCCGAUUAACCGAAGUGAGAUCGCCAGCAUGCAGACGAUCCCUCUGUUUGUACAGUUGUUAUACUCAUGUGUUGAGAGCGUGCGGCGAGUCUCAGCUGGUGUUUUAUGUGAACUCGCACUGGAUAAACACUCAGCUGAACUAAUUGAUGCUGAAGGAGCUUCUGCUCCACUGAUGGAGCUACUGCACUCUACUAACGAAGGGAUAGCCACCUACGCUGCUGCUGUGCUCUUCAGGAUCUCAGAGGAUAAAAACUCAGACUACAGGAAGAGAGUGUCAGUGGAGCUCACACACUCGUUGUUCAAACAUGACACACAUGCCUGGGACAUGGCACACAGUGCAGUGACCCUCGAUCACGGCUACAUACAGGAUGAGGGCGUGUCCUCGCUGUAUGUUUACUCAGACCUUCCUGUCGAUGCUCUUCCUCUGGAUCCUGAUGUCCAUGAGCCAUAUGUGUCAGAGAUGACCUUUGACCCCCGACAUGUUUACCCAGAACCACUUUAA